CCCACUAAGCAGUAAUCAAUCAUUCCCCCUCAUCGCUCAUCGUCACUACCAUCCCUCUCUCUCUCCCUCUCUUCCAUCCACAGCUUCAAACUUCUUUUACCUUUCUGAAAUAGAAAUCCAAUUCUGUGAAUCGGAUUCUCUCUCUUCUAUUCCAUCUAACUACAAAUACCAACCACACAUCUUCGCUCUUCCAAUCCCUCAACAUGAGCGGUCCAGUCGGCGAUUUCGGCCUCAUCGGCCUGGCUGUCAUGGGACAGAACCUGAUCCUCAAUGCUGCUGAUAACGGAUUCACCGUUGUGGCCUUCAACCGUACCGUCAGCAAGGUCGACCACUUCCUCGAGAACGAGGCCAAGGGAAAGUCAAUCGUCGGUGCUCACUCCAUCGAGGAGUUCUGCUCCAAGCUUAAGUCUCCCCGCCGCAUCAUGCUCCUCGUCAUGGCCGGCAAGCCCGUCGAUGACUUCAUCGAGACUCUCCUCCCCCACCUCGAGAAGGGCGACAUCAUCAUUGAUGGCGGCAACUCGCAUUUCCCAGACACCACCCGCCGCACAAAGUACCUCGACACCAAGGGUAUCCGCUUCGUCGGCUCCGGUGUCUCUGGUGGUGAGGAGGGUGCCCGCUACGGCCCCUCGCUGAUGCCCGGUGGUAACGAGGAGGCGUGGCCUUUCAUCAAGGACGUCUUCCAGUCCAUUGCUGCCAAGUCUGAUGGCGAGCCUUGCUGCGAGUGGGUUGGUGAUGAGGGUGCUGGCCACUACGUCAAGAUGGUCCACAACGGUAUUGAGUACGGUGACAUGCAGUUGAUCUGCGAGGCCUACGAUAUCAUGAAGCGCGCUCUUGGAAUGUCGAACAAGGAGAUCGGUGACGUUUUCACCACCUGGAACAAGGGCGUCCUCGACUCCUUCCUGAUCGAGAUCACCCGCGACAUCAUGUACUUCAACGACGAGACCGACGGCCAGCCCCUCCUCGAGAAGAUCCUCGAUUCCGCCGGCCAGAAGGGAACCGGCAAGUGGACCGCCAUCAACGCUCUCGACCUCGGCAUGCCCGUCACCCUGAUCGCCGAGUCCGUCCUCGCCCGCUGCCUCUCCUCCAUCAAGGGCGAGCGCACCCGCGCCUCCGAGAAGCUGCAGUUCGUCGGCCGCUCGACCAAGUUCGAGGGCAACAAGGAGCAGUUCCUCGCCGAUCUCGAGCAGGCCCUCUACGCCUCCAAGAUCAUCUCCUACGCCCAGGGCUUCAUGCUCAUGCAGGAGGCCGCCAAGGAGUACAAGUGGAAGCUCAACAAGCCAUCCAUCGCCCUCAUGUGGCGCGGAGGAUGCAUCAUCCGCUCCGUCUUCCUCAAGGAUAUCACCGACGCCUACCGCACCAACCCAGACCUCGAGAACCUCCUCUUCUCCGACUUCUUCAACAAGGCUAUCCACACCGCCCAGCCCGGAUGGAGAGACGUCGUCUCCAAGACUGCCCUUCUCGGUAUCCCAACUCCUUGCUUCAGCACUGCGCUGUCGUGGUUCGAUGGUUACCGCACUAAGGAUCUCCCCGCCAACCUGCUCCAGGCCCAGCGUGAUUACUUCGGUGCCCACACCUUCAAGAUGAAGCCAGAGGCUGCCAAUGAGAAGUACCCCGCUGACACUAACAUCCACGUUAACUGGACUGGACGUGGAGGAAACGUGUCGGCGUCGACGUACCAGGCUUAGAGGGAUUGCUUGCUAGGGUGACUUAAGUUGGGUCGUUCGGAUAAUGAGGGGAAAGGAGGCAAAAGUAUUGUGCCUUCUGGAGGAAAAUACUGAAGACUGAAUGAUGGAAAAAGGGAAAAAUUUAGAUUGUGAAGAUGUGAGAGUGGAGGGAAUG
Pseudogymnoascus verrucosus is the source of this 1839-nucleotide messenger RNA. It is a transcript of the gene GND1, whose product is annotated as phosphogluconate dehydrogenase (decarboxylating) gnd1. The transcript is spliced from 4 exons. The record is from RefSeq and is a predicted model, not a curated record. Bases 204 to 1685 code for a protein of 493 amino acids. Gene Ontology annotation, cellular component: cytosol. Gene Ontology annotation, molecular function: NADP binding; phosphogluconate dehydrogenase (decarboxylating) activity. NCBI's taxonomy places the organism in Eukaryota, Fungi, Ascomycota, Leotiomycetes, Thelebolales, Thelebolaceae. Gene Ontology annotation, biological process: pentose-phosphate shunt, oxidative branch; pentose-phosphate shunt.